ACUUGUGUCGGAACAGAAGCCCUCACAUGAGUGGCAUGCUUCAUGGAGUUAUGCUUUACCCCCUGCCCUGCUACCAUGGAUUGCAAAAUAUUAAUUCUUUUUCUCUUCAUGUUUAUUUCCAGCGCAGAAUUCACUAUUCAUCCGUCCAAUGAAGUUAACCUGUUGGACUCCAAAGCAAGCCAAGGGGAGCUGGGCUGGAUAUCAUCCCCAUCCCAUGGGUGGGAGGAAAUUAGCGGGGUGGAUGAGCACUAUACACCCAUACGGACCUUCCAGGUGUGUAACGUGAUGGAGUACAGCCAGAACAACUGGUUGAGGACCAAUUGGAUUCCUCGAAAUUCUGCCCAGAAGAUCUAUGUGGAGCUUAAGUUUACCCUGAGGGACUGCAACAGUAUUCCCAUGGUCCUGACCUGCAAAGAGACAUUCAACUUGCACUAUCUGGAGACAGAUGAGGACCAGGGAAGCAAGUUUAGAGAGCACCAGUUCUCAAAAAUAGACACCAUUGCAGCGGACGAGAGCUUUACUCAGAUGGACCUGGGUGACCGCAUCCUAAAACUGAACACAGAGGUCCGUGAGGUGGGGCCCAUGACAAAGAAGGGCUUCUACCUGGCUUUCCAGGAUGUGGGAGCCUGUGUAGCCUUGGUUUCCGUUCGGGUGUACUUUAAAAAAUGCCCCUUCACAGUAAGGAACCUGGCUAUGUUUCCUGACACUGUACCUACGGACUCACAGUCCCUGGUGGAAGUUAGGGGCUCCUGCGUGAACAAUUCCAGAGAGGAGGAUCCACCAAAAAUGUACUGCAGUACCGAAGGAGAGUGGCUGGUGCCCAUUGGGAAAUGCCUGUGCAACAUAGGUUAUGAGGAGCGAGGUGUUGCCUGCCAAGCCUGCCGGCCCGGCUUCUAUAAGGCUUCCUCUGGGAACGUCAAGUGCACCAAGUGUCCCCCGUACAGCUACACGCACCAGGAAGGCUCAGUGCACUGUGGCUGUGAGAAGAACUACUUCCGUGCGGAGGAGGACCCAGCCUCAGUGGCCUGUACACGACCGCCAUCUGCCCCACGCAACGUGAUCUCUGUUAUUAAUGAGACUUCAGUGAUUCUGGACUGGAACUGGCCGGCUGACAAUGGAGGCAGGAAAGACGUGACAUUUAACGUGGUGUGUAAGCGAUGCUGGCCCGGUCCCAGGCAGUGUGAGCCCUGCCGAGGGGCUGUGCGAUUUUUGCCCCGUGCAUCUGGCCUCACUAACACCACAGUAACCAUGGCAGACCUCCUGGCGCACACCAACUACACCUUUGAGAUCGAGGCACAAAACAGAGUGUCCUCCCAGGCGCCAGCUCUCCGCCAGUAUGCUGCAGUUACCAUUACUACCAACCAAGCAGCCCCAUCUUCAGUGACUGUAAUCAGGAAGGACAGAACAUCACGAAACAGCAUCUCGCUGUCUUGGUUGGAGCCAGAAAGACCCAAUGGCAUAAUUUUGGACUACGAGGUCAAGUACUACGAGAAGCAGGAACAAGAGACCAGCUACACCAUCCUGAGGUCAAAGGGCACAAACGUAACACUGAAUGGACUGAAACCCGACACCAUGUACCUGCUGCAGAUCAGAGCGCGCACCGCUGCAGGUUACGGCAGUAGCAGUCGCAAGUUCGAGUUUGAGACAAGCCCAGACUCCUUCUCCAUAUCCAGUGAGAACAGUCAAGUAGUGUUGAUCGCUAUCUCGUCCGCUGUGGCUAUUAUCCUCCUCACUGUAGUGCUCUACAUUGUGAUUAGCAGGUUUUGUAGGUACAGCAGGUCCAAACAUCCAGAUGAAAAGAGACUGCCCUUUGGCAAUGGCCACUUGAGGCUGCCUGGCAUCAAGACCUAUGUGGACCCUCACACAUAUGAAGACCCAAGUCAAGCCGUGCACGAAUUUGCCAAGGAACUGGAGGCGUCUUGCAUUGCCAUUGACAAAGUAGUUGGGGCAGGGGAGUUUGGAGAGGUAUGCAGUGGCCGUUUGAAGCUACCGUCUAAGAAGGAGAUCUGCGUGGCCAUCAAGACACUCAAAGCCGGAUACACAGAGAAACAGAGGCGGGACUUCCUCAGUGAAGCGAGCAUUAUGGGACAGUUUGACCACCCCAACAUCAUCAGACUGGAGGGUGUAGUCACCCGCAGUAAGCCUGUGAUGAUAGUGACCGAGUACAUGGAGAAUGGCUCCUUGGACAGCUUCCUGCGGAAACAUGAUGCACAGUUUACGGUGAUUCAGCUGGUAGGCAUGCUGCGUGGCAUCGCAUCUGGAAUGAAGUAUCUAUCGGACAUGGGUUACGUGCACAGAGACCUGGCCGCUCGGAACAUCCUGGUAAACAGCAACCUAGUGUGUAAAGUGUCAGACUUCGGCCUGUCCAGAGUGCUGGAGGAUGACCCAGAAGCUGCCUACACAACAAGAGGUGGCAAAAUUCCUAUCCGAUGGACUGCACCAGAAGCCAUUGCCUAUCGCAAGUUCACCUCGGCCAGUGACGUAUGGAGUUAUGGGAUUGUGCUAUGGGAGGUCAUGUCUUAUGGAGAGAGACCUUAUUGGGAGAUGUCUAAUCAGGAUGUGAUUAAAGCAGUGGAUGAGGGCUACCGUCUCCCACCACCCAUGGAGUGUCCAGCCACCCUUUACCAGCUGAUGCUGGACUGUUGGCAGAAAGACCGAAACAAUCGGCCAAAGUUUGAGCACAUAGUCAGCAUUCUGGACAAGCUCAUUCGCAACCCUAGUAGUCUGAAGAUCACGGCCAGCACUGCGCCUAGACCAGUGAACCUGCUUCUGGACAGGAACAGCACUGACAUAACUUCCUUUCAUUCAAUGGGUGAUUGGCUGGAGAGUGCGAGGACGUUGCCUUGUAAAGAAGUGUUCAGUGGGGUCAGUUACAGCUCCUGUGAUACACUGGCCAAAACAUCAGCAGAAAUCUGUCUGACUGAAGUAAGGCCAGCAGCCACUUGUCCUGAGUGGGAGCCGUCCAUGGGAAUUACAACACUUUAAAGCUUAUAGACUGGAUGGGACUUCAAGAAAGUUGGAGUGAUGAUCGUUGGACCUCAGAAGAACAUUGUGAGCAGCCUAACACUUGAAACACACACAAAGAACGGUCCCGUUCCUGUGUAACAUUUUAAAAGGACGAAUGGAGAGAUACUUAUAUGAGAUUGAUGCUGCUUUGGCUUUAACAGACAGGAAAGAGAUAAUAAACGAGAAGAAUAACUUGUUUUCAAACUACAAUGCUUGAAAACAUGUGCAGAGCAGAUCAACCUUCCUGGAGAAUGAUCAUGUCUUCCCAGUGCUCUGGGUACAAGAUGCAAAGACGAAGAGCGUGUCGCCCAGCUAUUGACAUAAUGCCUUAUUGCGGAGACACAAGAGAGCAGAAUGAGAGCAGACACUACUGUCUACUCCUAUUGGAUCUCCAUGCCACAUGGAUCUUGAAGACAGCAGAAAGGUGGAAGCCGGUCCAAUCCAAAUUGAUUUAACUAUGAGUUCUUAACAUGUGGCAGGAGAGCAUUAAAAUGCCUCAGUCUUCCUUUUGGAAGGUAGCGCUUCGAAGAGGCAAUAGCUUGAGCCUUAGAGUUUGGGCUAUUUUGGGCCACUUGUAGAAAAGCAGCCUGCCCAUAAAUAAAAGCCCCCAUUAAUUCACAGAUUCCUCAGAAGAACAGCAGGAUAAUUUAUUCAGUGAACAUACAAUACUGCUGGCUACUGUUUGAGCAAUCUGCUAAUGCUCGAAAGGGUGACACAUAAGAAUAUACACUACCAGUCAUACAUUUUGACACAAUUGACUUUAUAUAUGUAGACCAUGAAGCAACCUCAUGAAGUUGGUUUAGAGAAUGCCCGGAGUGUGCAGAGCUAUAAUCUAGACAAAGUAUAUACUGGUGCUUUUACGUCAUGUCCAAAUUACCAUAAUUAAAAAAUUCCGACCUGUGAAAAAACAUUCACAUCUUUGUAGAAAUCAUAAUUACAUGUUGUAAACUAGGAAUUCUAUGAAAACUCUGACUAGAACCAAUAUGGCAGCAGCCUCAACAGUUAAAGGAAGUAAACACAUUGAGUCAGUCAUGCAUUAGAUUAAUUAUUGAAGUGAGCUAUGUUUUGUUACAGUAUUAACAAGAAAGCUGUUUUACCGUUAUGAGUGUUGCUUUAGAAAACAACUAACUUCCGACGUCCGGCGAUGUGAACAACUCAGAGUAGAAUUUCCGAGUUGCCAUCUCGUUAUAACAGUAAUUCUGACAAGACGUGAACACAAUGUAAGAUACGAUUCUUUACCAUUGUUUGGUCACUACAUAAUUCCCUGACUUCCAUCUGUGUUAUUUGAUCGUGACUUAAUCAUUCUAAAAUGUGUUGAUGUGUCCAAACUUUUGAUUGGAAAUGUAUAUUUGAUAAACCAUUAAUCUGCAAGUGCAGAGAGCCAUUCGCAAAAUCAGGGGACAGGGUAGGAGGAGAUGGGUGAACUUGUCAUUCUUUAUUUUUAACUGUUAAUGUAGCCCAUGACAUAUUUUUGUUUGUAUCACAAUGCUCAAAUGUAAUAUAUAAAUUAAUUAUCAAAUUUAAAAAAACAAAACAAUAUGUAGUAAAAAAAAAUGGUUUACUAGAAUGAGUAGCAGUCAGUACAUCAUUUUUUUUUUAGCAAAACCUCAGACAUUGCAGCAACAUCACAUGACAUUAUUCUGUGGAUAUGCUCAUCCACAAAAAUGGACUGUUUGAAAUGGAAUACUAGCUUACUGAUUACUGUGCAGUAUACUGCCUAUAUAUGUGAUAUACUUUAUAUAUAUAUAGGAGCAACUAUACACACACACACACACAAUGUUUGUCACAUGACCUAAUUACGUUGUAUGUCUAUUACGGCAAGUGUUUCCAGUUAUUAUCUAGGAAAAUAAGAACUUUAAUAUAUGCAUGUAGUAACAUUAUGAUUUGUUGUAUGCUGCAAAUUUGGCUGAUAAUUGUAGGUCAACCUGGUAUCCUGUGUAUACAGAAAAAUCACAUACUGUAUGUAGAAUACAUACUAUAUAAUACAGAAAUAGUAGGAGUGGUACAGUAGUAUGCUAUUAGCCACUCUAUAAUUUCCUGCAGUGAAGUUAUAAAUAGAGGUUUCGGAAAUAGAGGGGUAUUCUUAGAGGACAGUGGCAAGUGAUCUGUCAUCACCGUGAACAUUCAUGAUGCACACCACUCAGCUCUUGAAAUACAAGGGUGAAAGGUAACCACUAAUGCUUCAGAUUGUGUAUUGUUUGAAGCUUAAUAUUGCUUUUGGGAUUAAUACACCACUCAUAUGUUGAGUUACAGUAUGACAGUGGCUCAACAUUUACAAAUAACUUGUCAACAUCUGAAAGUUUUUUUUAGACAUCUACACUAACAUCUGCACAGAUAUGAGAAGAAUUGUAAUGGUGCAGACAACAGUUUGACCUUGUACUGCACUACUUAUUGAAGGAACUAUCCAUUAUUCCUCCAUCCCCUUGUCAUUUUGCGUGUAUAUGUUGCUUUCCCCCUGCUGUUAAAAUGUACAUAUGUGAUCCGGACCUGUGAUGAUAGCAUUGGUGACUCUAGUGGUACUAUCAUUUACCUGGCCAUCCCUUUGUACAAAUGUCUGUAUGUAUGUAUGUAUGUAUGUAUAAAUGAAUGAAAAAAAUAUCAAUGCAUCCUUUAUAAAACUUGUAUUAUAUUUGUUUUUACAUAAAAACAAUUAUAAUGACUUAUUAUUUAUUUCUUAACAAGAAACCACAGUGUUGUUUUUUUUUUGUUUUUUUUUCUGUUCAUAGCAUUCACAAAGCUAUGACAUGUUUAUGUUUCAAACUUAUCAGUGUUUUUUUAUUGUAGUUUUUUUAACAUAACAUUUUGAAGAGCAAUACUGUUUGUGCACCCCGUUCCUCAUCUUUAGAUCGGUGUGUGUGUGUGUGUGUGUGUGUGUGUGUGUGUGUGUGUGUGUGUGUGUGUGUGUGUGUGUGUGUGUGUGUGUGUGUGUGUAUGUGUGUGAGUGUGUGUGUAGAUGGCCUUGUCUACUAAUGUAAAAUGAUUUGUAGUGGAAACAUUUAUAUUUUUAUAAUAAAUAUUCUCAAAAUAUUUUCUAAAGAAUGAAUGUUAAGAAGAUUGUGUCAAAAUGGUGUUUGUUUGUGCACGCACACUU
Messenger RNA from Xyrauchen texanus (razorback sucker), 6097 nucleotides. RefSeq names its product ephrin type-A receptor 3-like. The record is from RefSeq and is a predicted model, not a curated record. Gene Ontology annotation, cellular component: plasma membrane; neuron projection. NCBI's taxonomy places the organism in Eukaryota, Metazoa, Chordata, Actinopteri, Cypriniformes, Catostomidae. Gene Ontology annotation, molecular function: transmembrane-ephrin receptor activity; ATP binding; protein binding. Gene Ontology annotation, biological process: axon guidance; cell surface receptor protein tyrosine kinase signaling pathway; protein phosphorylation. The transcript has 18 exons. Bases 43 to 2985 code for a protein of 980 amino acids.